AUGGCCCCACAGCUCCCUCCUCUAGCACGCAGCGAUUCCAAAGCAAAGUUCUUCCAGCGUCUUGGACUGUCCUCGCAGGAGAGCUCUGACAAUCGUCUCUAUGAAAUGAUGAGAAACGAAGCGAUUCUGGGAAGAGAGCGAAUCCUGAGCAAUCCUGACAGUCUGUUGCCUCAACUGAGAGGUGGCCCGGAUGCAAGUACAAGGGAAUUAGUACGACCUCCCUAUUCGAAUGUUCAGAUCUGCGAAUCGGCAGUGCAUAACGAGAUCUUGAGAAUCUAUCGUGAGGCAAUGCCUGAGACCAAGACAGUCUACGAUAAGGGCCAUGAUACAGAAAGCUUCAACGAAGAGAACUGGAUCAUACGAUGGAUGCUGUGUAAGCUUGACAAGUGUGAGAACGAUGAAUUCGACUGA
This is a messenger RNA of Aureobasidium namibiae CBS 147.97, 411 nucleotides long. RefSeq lists its product as uncharacterized. NCBI's taxonomy places the organism in Eukaryota, Fungi, Ascomycota, Dothideomycetes, Dothideales, Saccotheciaceae. The transcript is spliced from 3 exons. The coding region runs from base 1 to 411 and encodes 136 amino acids. The record is from RefSeq and is a predicted model, not a curated record.